CACAUUUCAGGUUUUUUUUUUCUAAAUUGGAAUGCUAAGAGUAUUUGAAACAGCCGAUGAAUUGAAGGAAGCUGAACAGUUAACAAAUGAUUCGAUCUUUCUCCUACCAAUACAUUAUUCCAUACGACAUGAACGUUUAGGUAUUUUUCCGGAAGCAAAAUGUACAAUAUUUGGAUAUCCGGAAAAGACACCGUUCAUAUGGAUGGUAAUACGGCGCAAUAAGUUUACAAGAGCACAUGUGUUUAUAUGCAGUCGUAUACAACGUUUUAUUGAUGUUGACGAUAUCGAUGCAUUCUUAAUACAUGCAAUUCCAUAUCUUCUCAAAUUAGAUCAAUUUGCUGCACGUAUACUUGGCAUACAUUUAAGCAGUCGAAUGACUGAACUGCUUUCAACUCAUUUUGAUUUCUCAGCUCCAAGUUAUCUGUCCAAUUAUUUCAUCAUAGACAAACAUAAACAACGACAAAUUAUCAAUAUGGAUAUUAAACUUGCUGAGGGUUAUUCAUUUUUGGAACUCGAUCCGAAGCGUCAUGCUGAUACGAUAGCAAGUUGUUGGAAAUUUUCAACACAUGGUGAUCGUGAUCAGUUUGAGGCAAAGAUUCGUCGCUUACCAUCAGUUGGUGUUCAAAGUCAUGAUGGAACCUUAGCAUCAUUCACCGUUCUGGAUGCUUCCGGAUUCUUCAAUAAUCAAUUCACAUUUGUAGAGCAUCGUCAGCGCGGAUUAGCUGAUCGAAGUGAGCUGAAAUUAUGCCAGAAAGUAAUAUCAUUUGGAUUACAUCCAAUGAAAUUUGUAGAGCAUGAAAAUACGGCAGUUCUUGAUCGUUCUUGUCGAUCACAAUGGUGGAGUACUGUAAAUGAUGAAGCUGGUAUUCCAGUCAUUAACGAUCAUCGUGUCGUCUAUCGACGAAUACCAUCACAUUUGUAA
Molecule: messenger RNA, 922 nt
Organism: Loa loa (African eye worm)
Lineage: Eukaryota; Metazoa; Nematoda; Chromadorea; Rhabditida; Onchocercidae
Exons: 5
Coding region: 32-922 (296 amino acids)
Cellular component (GO): mitochondrion
Molecular function (GO): glycine N-acyltransferase activity
Source: RefSeq, a predicted model, not a curated record